Gamsiella multidivaricata is the source of this 3010-nucleotide messenger RNA. Its product is annotated as MCM2/3/5 family-domain-containing protein. The coding region runs from base 150 to 2903 and encodes 917 amino acids. Gene Ontology annotation, cellular component: nucleus; MCM complex. Gene Ontology annotation, biological process: DNA replication; DNA strand elongation involved in DNA replication; double-strand break repair via break-induced replication. Gene Ontology annotation, molecular function: ATP binding; single-stranded DNA binding; single-stranded DNA helicase activity. The transcript has 9 exons. NCBI's taxonomy places the organism in Eukaryota, Fungi, Mortierellomycota, Mortierellomycetes, Mortierellales, Mortierellaceae. The record is from RefSeq and is a predicted model, not a curated record.
CGACCUGUCUAUCAUUCUUGCUGCCCCUGCUCUUCCUUCAUCCUCAUCGGCAGCAGGCACAUCCUCUUCCAACCUGUUAAAGUCCCUGGGCGACGGGCCAACUAUUCCUCUAAAGCGAACCUCAGCCUUCCUGUCAACGACCACACGCCAUGUCUCAACCAUCUACUCCACGCACUCCUCGUACUCCUCGCGCUGGCAGGAUGUCACAGACGCCUCAGAGGAGCGACAACCUCUCCUCAGACAUUCCCUCUUCGCCUGGUCUCCAGUAUCCUUCAUCACCCGGACUUGGUAUCUCUUCGCCAUUGCCCUUCGCUACCGCCCCCGGUUUCCAGGUUGUGUACCAACCUGGACAGUAUGCGCAAACGCCAAUUGGACGCCAUAUGGCUUCUGAAGAUGCCUCGUCGCCCAUUGGUAUGGCGUUACCUUCGUCACCUCCUCCUCGCAGCCACCUGGUAUCUUCCAAUCUGCGAUCUGAUAUUUCCUAUGGUACUCCUCGCGAAGGACGUGGCGGCAUGCCAGAGACUCCCAGGAGACGUCGUAACGAUGUCGUGAGUAGCCCUCAGGUUGCGCGCCAUCUUGCUAGCAGAGCAGACCCCAUCAGCGAGCUCCCCUCGACACCGUUCCCUCCAUCGCAAGAUUAUGAUCCAAGCCAGGUGGUGAAGGUUGUGUGGGGCACAGCGGUCGAAAUCAAUGAAGUCAUCAGGAUCUUCAAGGAAUUUCUGGAGCACUUCAAGCAGAAGUACAGGAUCGUCAAGGAGAAUCCGGAUGUUCAGACUAUCACCGAGAGCGAAAACAGACCAUUUUACCCUCAGCUCCUUGACCAGAUGGCUCGCACCAACACGCGCCAGCUCAACCUCGACUGCCAAAAUCUUCUUGCGUACAGGCCCGCAAUCAAGCUGCACAGUUUGCUGAUUGAUUAUCCUGCUGAGGUUCUGCCACUCCUGGAUUUCACGCUGAACGAGUACUUUGACGAAAAGCAUCCCGAAGUUGACCUUGGGGGCGACAGUUUGAUGAUCCGUCCAUUCGGCCUCGGAAAGACUGUCAAUACUCGUGAUCUUGGGCCGGAGGACAUUGAUCGUCUCGUCACUGUCAAGGGUCUUAUGCUGCGUGCAUCCAGUGUCAUUCCGAAUGUGAAGAAAGCCUUCUUCCAGUGUCUUGUUUGCGACCAGACUGUCACAUCGGAGGCCGAUCGCGGUCGUAUUACUGAACCCACCAAAUGCCCUCGUCAGGAGUGUGGAGCCCUGAACUCGAUGUCCUUGAUCCAUAACCGGGGAGAAUAUGCUGACAAGCAAGUCUGCCGCAUGCAGGAGAUGCCAGAGUCUAUUCCCGACGGACAGACACCUCAGAGUAUCUCUCUGGUAGUCCAUGACGACUUGGUGGAUGUGUGCAAGCCCGGUGACCGCCUGGAAAUUACUGCCGUAUUCAGAGGAGUGCCAGUCAGAGUCAACCCUAGGCAGCGCACAAUUAAGGCACUUUACAGGACGUACUUGGACGUUGUUCACAUCAAAAAGACGGACAAGAGGAGAUUGGCGAUCGAUGAUGACAUUGGAAGCCAGAAUGGAAAGAAGCCAACAUAUCAGGGCGGUGAUGAAAUUGACGUUCAGAGCGAGGACAUGAUCGCCAAGAUUCAAGAAGUCUCUAAAAUGCCCGAUUUGUACGAAACCUUGGCUCGGUCGGUCGCUCCCAGCAUUUUCGAGCACGAUGACAUCAAGAAAGGAGUUCUGCUGCAGAUGUUCGGAGGCACGAAUAAGACAUUCCAGAAGGCAGGAUCACCACGUUACAGAGGUGAUAUCAACGUGCUCUUAGUCGGAGAUCCAGGAACGUCAAAGUCGCAGUUCCUCACCUACGUUCACAAGAUUGCGCCUCGUGGAGUGUACACAUCCGGAAAGGGGUCUUCAGCCGUGGGUCUUACUGCAUAUGUCACCAGGGAUCCGGAUACUCGUCAGCUAGUCCUUGAGAGUGGUGCGUUGGUUCUCAGUGAUGGAGGCAUCUGCUGUAUUGAUGAGUUUGACAAGAUGUCCGAUGCAACGCGGUCGGUGCUGCACGAAGUCAUGGAACAGCAGACGGUCUCUGUGGCCAAGGCAGGAAUUAUCACGACAUUGAACGCCAGAACAUCACUGCUGGCCGCUGCCAACCCCAUUCACUCCCAGUACAACCACAGGUUGCCCAUGGUUGAUAACAUUGAUCUCCCACCUACUCUCAUUUCCAGGUUCGAUUUGCUCUACUUGGUUUUGGAUAUUGUCAACGAACAAAGCGACAGACGUUUGGCACGCCAUAUCUUGUCCCUGUACCUCGAGGAUGCACCCGAAACUGGAGGCACACAUAUCAUUCCCAUCGAUAUGUUAACCUCCUAUAUCAGCUACGCGCGUAACCACUGCCAUCCAGUCUUGAGUGAGGAUGCUGGCUCGACUCUUAUCCAGUGCUAUUUGGAUCUUAGAAAAUUGGGUGGCGGUAAGCAGAUUACAGCCACGACACGACAGCUUGAGUCUAUGAUCCGUUUGUCAGAGGCGCGCGCCAAGCUGCGUCUUUCACCAAUGGUUGAAAAAGAGGAUGUUGAGGAGGCGUCGAGAUUGAUCCGUGAAGGUCUGAAGGAGUCGGCAAUGGACCCUCGUACAGGACUGCUUGACAUGGACUUGUUGACGACAGGCCAGGGCUCGUACGAUCGUGGCCAUCUCGAGGACAUGCGCAAGGAGCUGCUAAACCUGUUGAACGCGACGGACAAGGUGUCGCUCCGCUGGGCGGAUGUUUUGGCAGAUUUCAAUGCUCAGAGCACAGUGGUUGUGUCAGAGGAUCAGUUCUCGAGGGUACUUUCGGAACUGGAACAGCAGCAGUAUAUCAAGGUCAGCGGCAAGCGCGGUAUGCGUGUCAUCAAGAAGCUGAUGAUCGGACAGGAACGCGAGUAGGGACAGGACAAGUGAUUUUCAGAUAUCACUGCGAGCGUUGUAGACCAAGUAACAAAACAAAAAUAAUAAUGCUUUUCUACAUAUUUCGGCGGGACUCAACACGCGAU